AUGUUCACCAUAAUGGCACCUGCAAGAGUGGCCAAACUACGGGCUGAGCUCUUCCUGCUGUUUCUUUGCUUGACACUACAUGCCGGCAUGCUUCAGUUCGCUGCAGCAACAAUACAAGGGUACAUCGGAGACAGGGACAUGAUAUGCCCAUCUGUAUGCAGGUGCGAUGAGGACUUCAUCUACUGCAAUGAUCGUGGCCUGAACUCCAUCCCGUCACUGCCUCCUUCUGCGUCCGUCCUCUACCUUCAGAACAACCACAUUAACAACCCAGGCUUGCCCACUUCCUUGGAGCGCCAUCUUGCCGUCCGUGUGGUCUACCUCUAUGAUAAUGAACUAGAUGAAUUCCCCAUGCACCUGCCACCAUCUGUGCGUGAGCUGCAUUUGCAGGACAACAACAUCCGCACUAUUCCUCGGAGUGCGCUGGCUCGGAUGCCCUUUUUAGAGAAGCUCCACUUGGAUGACAACUCUAUUUCCACAGUUAGCAUCGAGGAUCAGGCUUUUGCUGACAACCCACGGUUGCGCCUGCUUUUCCUUUCACGCAACCAUCUGUCUAGUAUUCCCUCAGGACUGCCUGCCUCUCUGGAAGAACUCCGUCUGGAUGACAACCGCAUCUCAACAAUCCCAACCCACGCCUUCCGAGGCCUCACCUCACUUAGAUGUCUUGUCCUGGAUGGCAAUCUGUUGGCGAACCAGCGCAUCGCAGAUGACACAUUCUCCCGCCUCUCCAACUUGACCGAGUUAUCCCUAGUCCGUAACUCCCUCCAGACCCCACCCGUCAACCUGCCCAGCGCCCAUCUGCAGCGCCUGUCUCUCCAGGACAAUGCCCUUACUCAUAUGCCACGGGGUUCGUUGGAUGGCAUGCAUAGGCUGCAGAGGUUGGACCUGUCGGGAAACAACCUGACCACCCUGCCGAGGGGACUGUUCAAAGACUUGGACAGCCUGGGUCAGCUGCUGGUUCGAGGUAAUCCUUGGCACUGUGGCUGUAACCUGCGCUGGUUGUAUGACUGGCUGCAUGCCCGUGGUAACUCCAUCACUGUCAGAGGUCUCACCUGCCAUGGACCUGACAGAGUGCGAGACAUGGCUUUGACAGAUCUGACCAGCGAGAUGGAGGAAUGUGAGGUGGUGAGGACAGCAGGGACCAGAGACAGAAUGGGUGGAGGUGGAGUGGAUAGCUCUACUACUCAGACCCCUCCACAGGGCUCCCUCUUCACCCUUCGCUCAAAACGACCUGGACUGGGGCUUCCUGACUCUGACUACACUCUUAGCAGCAGUGGUGUGGGGAAGAGCCUGGCCCUCAACGUGAAACCUCUCUCUCAUAACAGCGUCCGUGUUACCUGGAGUGUGGCCCAGCCCAGCUCCUCCUUCAGGCUGAGCUGGCUCCGACUGGGCACUGGGAAUGCCAUGGGAUCAAUUACAGAGACGUUGGUCCGGGGUGACCGUCGAGAGUACCUUCUUACCUCUUUGCAACCACGCUCGAGCUAUAUCAUCUGCAUGGUGCCCCUGCCGGCAAGUUCAGAAAGCAAAGGGGUGAUUUCUGCAGAUGCUGACUCUGAUGAAGCUCUGGUGUGCGCAAAAGCUGAAACGUCAGACCUCAGCCCGCUAGAGGAGGAGGAGGAUGAAGAUUCACAGAAAAUGACAGCACUGCCCUUGGCAGGGAUUAUUGGUGGGGCUACCGCCAUUGUAUCUUUGGCUCUUAUUUUUGGCAUCUUCUGUUGGUAUGGACAUAGGACUGGACAUUUGUGUUCCCGUGACCACUAUACUCGCAGCAGCUCUCGAAAAAGCAAAAACUAUGAUGAUUACAUUGAGUCAGGCACCAAGAAGGACAAUACCAUCUUGGAGAUCCGUGGCCCUGGGUUCCAGAUGACGCCUAUGGCGGCUUGCCAGCCAAUGCAGCCUAAACCCCUACGAGAGGAUUACAUCAUUCAUACCAUAUUCCCCUCCAAUGGCACUGGCCUGUACAAAGGUGUUAACCAUGUUUCUAAUGCAGGACAUGGCACCAACCGUGGCUAUAGAGAAGGAGGAAUCCCAGAUAUAGACUACUGUUACACAUGA
This is a messenger RNA of Xiphias gladius (swordfish), 2052 nucleotides long. RefSeq names its product fibronectin leucine rich transmembrane protein 1a (gene flrt1a). The record is from RefSeq and is a predicted model, not a curated record. NCBI's taxonomy places the organism in Eukaryota, Metazoa, Chordata, Actinopteri, Istiophoriformes, Xiphiidae. The transcript has a single exon. The coding region runs from base 1 to 2052 and encodes 683 amino acids. Gene Ontology annotation, molecular function: protein binding.